CUGUUCGACGGCAAACACAAACUAACAUCACAAAGUACGCAGCCAAAUCUGUCAAAAUAUUUCCUGCCGAAAAGAUCUGAUGACUGCGAAGGAGAAGGAGGCGGAUGCAGCGUUCUUUAUGGGACACAUUACUAUCAUGAUAUACUGAAAUUCCUACCGACGCUACAGCGAAUAGUAGGCCAGCUGGUAAUUGAAGGCACUAGUUUGACCAACUUGUCUAUUCUGGAGAGGAUAACCAUCAUUGGACUUCAGUCUCCAGCUCUAGUAGUGAGAAAUAACGCAGAGCUUCGCGACGUGACGUCCAUUUACAAGAUGAAGAUAGAUGGAGCUGCACCUGUUCUGGAUUGGUUCAACAACGGUUCUAAUUGGUGUCACCAUAGAGCAGAAAUUAUUAUUAUUAAAAGUCUUACAGAGAAGCCUUACCAUGAAUUGAUAACUCGUAAGUUGCUCUUCGCUCUUCUGACCUUCUGA
Molecule: messenger RNA, 471 nt
Organism: Cooperia oncophora
Lineage: Eukaryota; Metazoa; Nematoda; Chromadorea; Rhabditida; Trichostrongylidae
Source: the annotation of a GenBank genome assembly